Messenger RNA from Lathyrus oleraceus (garden pea), 5922 nucleotides. RefSeq lists its product as uncharacterized. Gene Ontology annotation, biological process: proteolysis. The transcript is spliced from 2 exons. Gene Ontology annotation, molecular function: aspartic-type endopeptidase activity. The coding region runs from base 3741 to 4700 and encodes 319 amino acids. Lineage: Eukaryota; Viridiplantae; Streptophyta; Magnoliopsida; Fabales; Fabaceae. The record is from RefSeq and is a predicted model, not a curated record.
CAUCUAUCUCUCCCUACUUACCUACACGCCACCUGCCACAUGGGCCUUUCUCCUCUCACACACUCUUUCUCUAUUUUCACGUCUCCCUCACCUCAUAUAAUCUCUCUCACUCACUCAAAAUGAAGACACACACUAUUCACCUGCCUCAUAGGAUUAUCUCCUCUCUCCACUCACAAAACCAAAAAGACACUCAAAACAGAAACAAAAAAAGAGAAAAAAAAAGCUUCUUCUCAUCUUCCUCGCGAACAAACCCUCCAACUUCCACCUUCACACCACUGCCGGCAUCAUCCAACCACCAUUAACUUCGCACCACAGCACCGUGAAACUCGCCCGAAAACCUCACCUCUCCACUCGCACCGCUGCGGAAGAACCCAACAACUCUCUUGCCGCCGUUCACCAACUCCGACCGGCGACACCUAACGCCGACCUCUUUCAACCAUCACACAACCGCCGAUAGGUACUGCUAUUUUGUUUCUUAACUGGGCAUUUGGGUAUGGUGUGAGACUUAACGGGUGCGAUACGGUACCGUAGCCAGUUUUACCAACUUGGUUCAGCAAGCGAGUUCGUCAAGCCUGCGUUCAAGAUUUGUGUGUAUUACCAGCAAACGUUCGGUUCUAAAAUGGAUUUAUGAUUCAUUACGGUGUCAUAUGUCGAAUUCAUGCCGACGGUCUCGUGCGAUCAUUUUUGGGGCAUGUUGAAAUCGAAUUAGAGCCGUGAACACUCGACUAGGAUGCUGCCUUUUUCUUGGCUUUAGUCGAUGUCGCUGGUGCUUAUUGUUUUUUUUUUGAAAUUUCAUGGCUGUGAUUUAAAUGUGCAUCUUCCAUUUUUGCAAUUUAUCAGGGUGUUUGUAUCUGAGUACUGUUGUGAAUUUUCGACAGUGUAAAUAGUUGGAUAGAUGUUGUUAUGUUUGCAUGCUGGAAAUGAACUCAAGGCAUUGAAACCAUGCAUUAUUUAUUUCUUUAGGAUGUAGAUACCCGUCAUGCUUUUGUUUGCUACCAAUUAUGAUUUUUGCAAGUUUGAAAAGUCAAGAUAUUCAUAUGUGUUAUCAUAUUCUUUAAUAAAAUCCAUUUGUUUUCUUUAUUAUUUAGAAUUAUUAGUUGAAUGAGGUAACCUACUACUAUAUGUAUGCAUUGCCGUUUUAUUAUUAUUUUUAUAGGUAUUAUGACUCCUCCAAACUUGGUUGUGUACAUGUUAUGACCUUGGGCCAAUAUGAUUUGAAUUUACGGUAGCAUGUUGUUUCCAUUUUUUUCCAUUACUUUCAACUAUGGUGUGUUGUACACAUUGGAUUGUUGCCAUUUUAUUUCAUUAUAUUAAAUCAGAAUUUUAAUUCACGGAUCCGGCAAUUUCAUGUCGGUAUAUCGCCAAAUUUCAAUAAAUUAAUAGAACACUUCACCGCGUUUCAUUCUCUACAUACGAUAUUUCGACUCUAUUGUCGUUAUGUAUAAACCGGUUUGAGCACACUGUUUCAAUUCAAUUAUAUUUUAUAUUAUCACUUGUAUCCUUUUAAAAUUAAUUAAUUAAAGUUUUGAUUAAAUUAAGAUAAUUUUGUUAAUUAAUUUUAAUUAACUUAAUUAGUUGAUUACGUUUACUCUUAAUCAAAUAACUUUGAUAAUUGAUUUUAAUUACCUUAAUUAGAUGACUUAAUUGAAUUUUAAUCAAUUAAUCUUUGGACCGAUUCAUUCCACUAUCAUCCUCUUUUCAUAAUAAGAAAUUCAAUUACAUCAUAAGAAAUUCAAUUUCAUUCCAUUUCAUCGUCAAUUCAAAACCAAUGACACAAUUCUCGAUUCCAUCAAGUCCAUUUUCCGUACCCUUGUAAGUCGAUCACUCUUAGCAUCGCCAUCAACCUCACAUAGCUUACUCUUGGGCUUUCUUACAAUGAGACAUAUUCAAUUUUAAUCGAGUAGAUGAUUGAUUCACUAAAUAAAUCCAAUUCAUCCACCAAAAUGAAAAUUUUAAAACCUCGAUCCGACAUCGAAUAUUCUUUAUAAAAGUUAAAUUAAAAUACUUAAUCACAUGUAAACAACAUUUCAUUUGGAAAUGAAAAGGUGGAUGGUUUUGAGUUUUCAACUCCUCCCCUUGAUUAGUUGAAUACGAGUUCUCUUACUCGGUUAGUCAAAUAGUCGUCAUUUCUAUCCACUUAAGCACAAAUAAAUCAAAUCCUUUCAUAAUAAGAAAUGAAAAGGGAGAUGACUUUGAGUCUUCAAUUUUUCUCCUCGACUAUUUGAAUACAAGUUCUCUUACUUGGUUAGUCAAAUAAUUGUUGUUCCUCUACAAGCCUCCAAACCCCGAUAAAAUCAAAUUAUUUUCACAGUAAGCUAAAUGAAAACGGAGUUGACUUUGAGUUUUCAAUUUCUCUCCUCAAUUGGUUGAAUACGAGUUCUCUUACUCGGUCAGUCGAACAAUUGUCAUUUUUCCACAAACAUACAACUUAAUCAAAUCAUUUUCUUAACAAACUAUACGAAAAGGGAGAUGGUCUUGAGUCUUCAAUUCCUCUUCUCAAAUGCUUGGAUAUGAGUUGUCUUACUCAGCCAUUCGAGUACUUGUCGUUUAUUCUAAAAUACGUCAAUCAUAUGCAACCUUAUUUUCAUAAUUAAGGAUGAAAAAGAAAGUGGUCUAGAGUCUUCGGUUCCCUUUCCCGACUGUUAGGAUAUGAGUUGUCUUACUCUACUAUCCGAGUAAUCGCCAUCCAACCAAAAACAACGAAACCAGUCAAAACAUCCAACAUAUUAAUCUAACUUGUCACCUCCGUGUGACCAAAACUCUUUUCAGAAAGAACAUUGUUAAUCCUUUCUAAUGCGCAUAACAAACCAACGCUUAAGCCUCCGCCGAGAGUAGACAAGCCAACGUUUAGCCUUUAGAACGCGAUCUAAAUAGUUGUUCACUAAAAGACACCAACCAACCGUAGUUCCCCGAACUACGAAUGCUCUGAUUUCCUUAUUUAAGGAUACGUAGGCAGGAGAUUGUUGUAUCUUCGCGAGCACACUAAUAAAAAAACCUCCCCUUUCCCUUUCUGAGGUUCUCAUCCAUUUCUAUUUUUCAAUAUCAUAUAACCCAAAGAUAACAAACAAGCAUAAAUUAACACACGAAACAUACAUUAGAACUAAAAGGUUCCCGUUGAGUACAACAGACGUAAGGGGUGCUAAUACCUUCCCCUUACGUAAUCCACUCUCGAACCCGAAUAUGGUUGCGACGACCAUUAUUCCAUUUCCUUAAGGUUUUAUCGAUAUUUUCCUAUCCCUUCAUUGGGAUAAAUAAAGUUCGGUGGCGACUCUGUUCGAACACUAAUUUUUUCCGCGACCAUCGCGAGGAAUCGUAUUUUUCGAGAUGCGACAACUCCGCAACAAAUUGAAGAGAUCAAAUUCUUGAAGCAGAAUAAUCCCUACUCUAACACUUACAACCCAGGUUGGAAGAAUCAUCCAAAUUUCUCCUUGAAAGAUCAGAGAGGGAAUGUUCCGCAAUAGGGUAUAGGGUAAUAUCAGACUCAGUAUCAGCAACAUUAACAACAACAGGCACCUAAAAAGGCAGACUGGGAAAUUGCCAUUGAAAACCUGGCAGCUCAAAAUAGGCAAUUUGAAGAAGAGACUAGAAACAAUCAGAAAAACACCACCGCCUCCCUAAAGAAUCUUGAAGUUCAGCUGGGGCAGAUAGCACAGCAACUGGCAAGUUCUCGAACACCAGGUUCCCUACCAAGUGAAAUAGUUCAAAAUCCGAGAGGUCAGGAGAAUGUUAAUAUUGUCACGAUGACAGAGAAAAAGACUGCUAAAAAAAUUAUAUCAUCGAGCGAGCCGACUAAAGAAGAAACUACAAAAGGAACUAAACCGGUGAUUAAGUUGCCUUACCCUCAGAGAAUGACAAAGAAGGAACCUAGUGAGUCAGACUUGGAGAAAUUCAUGACAAUGUUUAAAAGGGUUGAGAGUCAUAUGGCCUUGUUUGAAGCACUUGAAAGGAUGCCCAUGUACAAGAAAUUCAUGGAAGAGGUAAUGGCUGAAAAGAAACCAACCACUGAAGAACAGGUAUCCGGGAAGGAACAAUAUAAUGCAAACUCACUGGAGCAGAACAUUCCUAACAAACAAAAGGAUCCAGGAACUGUCACAGUACCAUGCACAAUCAAAGAAAGAACCUUCAAAAAGGUACUAAUAGAUUCUGGAGCUAGUGUGAAUCUGAUGCCAUUAUCGAUCUAUCACAGGAUGGGUAUUAAAAAUAUCAGUGAUAUAAAGACCAAUCUGAAGUUUGCAGAUCACUCAAGAAAAGAUGCAUAUGGUAUAACUGAAGAUGUGUUGGUAACAAUAGCGGACUUGAAUUUUCCAGUUGAUUUUAUAAUCCUAGACAUACCUGAAGAUAAUGAGGCACCCAUCAUUAUGGGCCGACCUUUCAUGAAGACAAGUCGAUGCAAGCUCGACAUGGAUCAAUGCACGUUAACCUUGAAAGUUCACGACAAGGAAAUAACAUUGAAUGCUAUUGAAGACCAGGAGCUGGAGGAAGAUACAGAAUCUCAGUAUCAAGUAGGCUUGAUCAAGACAUUGAAUGCUAUUAAAAUCUCACCACUUCCAGUAGCCACCCUAAAUGGAAAGAUUCCCAACACCAAGAGGAAGGUUAAAAAGGAAUUGUGGCACAAAGGAGUCCCCACUGAGAAAAGAGACAACGUCCUAGUUGUAGACAAGAAGUGCAACAACGUUUUGAACCUGAAAUACCCCCCAUAAUAAGGGGAAUGAACCGUCGAGCCAUGCGACGUUAAACGAAGCGCUUCAUGGGAGGCAACCCAUGCUUUUUAUUUCUAAGCAUUUGUGUGUGUAUGUAGGAGUUCUACCAGGAGGAGCCAGAGGAACCAGCGGUUGACCUGACAAGAAAACCCAAAAACGGCCAAAAGGACAGUCUGACACGGCAACCCUGUCAGCUGACACGGGCCGUGUCAGAGGAGGAAAAUGCAUGAAGGUGUUGGAAAACAGUGGCCUGACACGGCCACCCUUGUCAGGAGCACUGAAGGAAAAUUGGUUGAGGUUUGGUAAAACAGUGGCCUGACACGGCCCGUGUCAGGAACACUGUAAAAGAAGUUGUGGAAAAUGGUAAAACAGUAGCCUGACACGGCCACCCGUGUCAGCUGACAAGACCGUGUCAGGCGUGCGGAUUUUUUGAAUUUUUUUUGAAAAUUUUUAAUUUUCGUGGGGCCCACCCACUUAAACCACUCUUAACCACACUUUUUUUCCCUUAUCAGUCAUCAUUAUCAGAUUUUUACACAACUUAUCAUCACUCUCUCUCAUACUUUUUAUCUUCUUCUCUCACUCUCUCACAAACUCCAUUAAAACUCACUCACCUCACCACACAAAACCCCACAUGCAACCAAGUUCCACUCACCUAUAGCUCAAACACCCUUCACAAAUAUUUCUCACCUUGCUGUCCCGGUCGCAACAACGGUUUUAGGUUUUUCUAACUCAAAAGUUCAGAAUAUUGCUAUUUUACAGGUCCAAAAUGCCCCCGAGAAGAAUCCUUACCGGAAAGCAACAACUCGCAGAGAUGGCGAAGUCCCGGAAGCGCCCGAGCCGGAAUCCUAAUCCCCAUAAUAUUGUGUUUGACAACCCGAAGCAAGAGCGACGUUACCAAAUUCACCGGAAGCGCAAGCUCACGCCGACCAGGUAUAUGUGUGAGAAUACUCUGACCGCUCUAGGGAUGAAAAUUGAGGUAGACCGAAUGUUCCAUGUCUUGGGCAUGCUCGAGUUUAUGAGUUUGGAGGCGCCGACCUACGAGCGCAUUACUCUCGAGUUCCUCGGUACUUUGGAGUUCCAGCUGGAAAAGCGGUGGGUUAACACAACCAGGUAUUAUUUUGGCACCUUACAUUUAUGGUUGUUUAACAAUUAUCAUGAGUUGUCUGUUGAGGAGUUAGCUGCAAUACUCUGACUCCCGCUGAACGGACCCGCAGCUGUCCCA